CUCUCUUACGCACCUCCACUCUUCACUCCUUAUACACAACUCCCAUUUACAACCUUAAUUCAACUCUUGAUUUUUUUGUCAUGGCAAUCCUUUUUGGCUAUCUCUUGCUCUGUUUUCUAGUCUCUGCUGGAUUCUUUAUCGUGUUCAGGGCUUCCCGGUCUCGUCGGCUCAGGUUGCCGCCGGGGGGUCUGGGUCUUCCCUUUGUGGGUGAGACUCUACAGCUGAUAGCUGCUUACAAGACGGAAAACCCCGAACCGUUUAUAGACGAGAGGGUGAACCGGUAUGGCCCGAUCUUCACCACCCACGUUUUUGGAGAACCGACGGUUUUCUCAACCGAUCCCGAGACAAACCGGUUCAUCCUGCAAAACGAAGGUAAGCUUUUCGAGGGCAGCUACCCGGGUUCGAUAUCAAACCUGCUCGGAAAACACUCGUUGGUACUCAUGAAAGGAAGUCUCCACAAAAGAAUGCAUUCUCUUACAAUGAGCUUCGGGAACUCCACGAUCAUCCGAGACCAUCUGUUGGUUGACAUAGACCGGCUGGUCCGGUUCACUAUGGAUUCAUGGACCGACCGGAUCUUGCUCAUGGAAGAAGCCAAGAAGAUAACGUUUGAUUUAACAGUGAAGCAAUUGAUGAGCUAUGAUCCGGGUGAGUGGACUGAGAGCUUGAGGAAAGAGUACGUGCUUGUUAUCGAAGGCUUCUUUUCCAUCCCGUUGCCGAUCUUCUCCCCCACCUACCGGAGAGCGAUCAAGGCUAGGACGAAGGUGGCGGAAGCGUUGAGCUUGGUAGUGAGGCAGAGAAGGGCGAAGUACGAAGCUGGAGAGAGGAAGAACGACAUGUUGGGAGCUCUGUUGGCCGGAGAAGACAACUUCUCCGAUGAGCAGAUUGUGGAUUUCUUGCUGGCUCUGCUCGUCGCCGGCUACGAAACCACCUCCACCAUCAUGACGCUGGCUGUCAAGUUCCUCACUGAGACACCUCUCGCUCUAGCUCAGCUAAAGGAAGAGCAUGAUGGGAUAAGGGCAAAGAAAAGUGAGGCAGAGGCACUACAAUGGAGUGAUUAUAAAUCCAUGCCUUUUACUCAGUGUGUGGUUAAUGAGACUUUGAGGGUGGCAAACAUAAUCAGUGGAGUGUUCAGGCGAGCUUCGACAGACAUUCAUAUAAAGGGUUAUACAAUUCCUAAGGGAUGGAAGGUCUUUGCUUCGUUUCGAGCAGUGCAUCUAGACCAUGAACACUUCAAAGAUGCCAGAUCUUUCAAUCCAUGGAGAUGGCAGAACAAUUCCGGGGCGGGCAGUCCAGGAUAUGUAUUCACACCAUUUGGAGGAGGGACAAGGCUCUGCCCAGGGUAUGAGCUAGCUAGGGUGAUGCUCUCUGUUUUCCUACACCACAUGGUCACCCGUUUCAGUUGGGUUCCUACCGAAGAAGAUAAGUUGGUUUUCUUUCCGACGACGCGAACACAGAAGCGGUACCCCAUCAAGGUGCAGCGCCGAGAUAUCUUCAGCCAAAUAAAGAGUAAGACCAGAGACCAAUCCUAGAUAAAUGGUCAAAUAUAUAAACGAGCAGAGGUUUAACGACCUUGUGAUAUCAGAUCAAAUAAAUGAGGCAAAUAGACUAAUAGAGAAGCAGAUGUAAAUUAUCUGUGUUCUUGUAAGCUUAGCUUCAGUAGUAGUUGGCACCCUUUAUCUCCAUGUCCGGACUUCUCAAUGCCGCACUUAGCAGCGGCUCAUUCUCUUUGGAUACAAUACAAUAUGGAGAGUUCUCGAUUCUCUUCACCCUGUUCUCCAAUGAUGCUUUCUAUCUUGUUUCUCAGAUCCAAGCAUAUCUUAAAAGAGCCCAUGUUUCUUAAAGAAAAGCAAAACUGAUUC
Messenger RNA from Rubroshorea leprosula, 1859 nucleotides. Lineage: Eukaryota; Viridiplantae; Streptophyta; Magnoliopsida; Malvales; Dipterocarpaceae. The record is from the annotation of a GenBank genome assembly.